Molecule: messenger RNA, 1446 nt
Organism: Aspergillus wentii DTO 134E9
Lineage: Eukaryota; Fungi; Ascomycota; Eurotiomycetes; Eurotiales; Aspergillaceae
Product: pex2/pex10/pex12 family protein
Exons: 3
Coding region: 1-1446 (481 amino acids)
Biological process (GO): protein import into peroxisome matrix
Cellular component (GO): peroxisomal membrane
Molecular function (GO): zinc ion binding
Source: RefSeq, a predicted model, not a curated record
AUGAGUUCGACAAAUUUUGCCGCUGCCCAGGAGCGGGUGCUGGAGCGCCGUCGUCUCCGCGAGGCCGAAUCUCGCGCCAGGCUUGCGGAACAGCAGCAGGCGUCGCCGGUUAACCAAGCCGCUCUCCACAGACUCCCCUCUCCCCUCAACAGAUUACCGCAAUCGGGCCUGUCGCUAUGGAAUUCUAUCAAAGGACGUGAUGGUACUAGGCCGGCCUUCAGAGUUGGUCAGGUCGAUGCCGAAUUGCUCGAUGAAGAGUUGCUGGGACUGUUGAAGGGACAGGUCGGGGAUGCUUUGAAAUACUUUGGGCCUCAAAUGCGUGAAGAUUGGUCCCACGAGAUUCUAUUUGUACUCCGCGCUCUCCUCUUCAAGCUCUCUAUAUGGGACCACAACGCUUCCUACGGUGCCGCUUUACAGAACCUGAGAUAUAUCGACAGUCGCAGUCAAGGCCCUGUACAUUCCACCCCAACGAGAUGGCAAAAGACACUAUACGGCCUACUCACUGUGGGUGGUCGCUAUGCUUGGGACAAGUGGGAAAGCUGGUUAAUCGACCAGGAAGGUGGCUAUGAAGAAACAUCUCAGGAAGUUCGAAUGCUAUCCCGUAUGACGGAUUUCGUUUCCACAUCCCACUCGAUUGCAGCCUUUGCCUCCUUUCUAGUAUUCUUGGUGAACGGCCGAUAUCGGACAUUGGUCGACCGCAUUCUUCGCAUUCGUCUCACUCCUCCAUCUGCGCAGGCUAGUCGGGAGGUCUCUUUUGAAUAUCUGAAUCGGCAGCUCGUGUGGCACGCAUUUACCGAGUUCCUUCUCUUCCUGCUACCCCUUGUCGGGAUCAGUCGUUGGCGGAGAUGGCUAUCCAGAGUGUGGAGGAAAACCAAGUCGACCUUCAAAGCGAGUGAUGAAGAUGAUGAGCCGGAUGAGAAGCAAGGAGAACUUGGAUUCCUCCCUGAAAGAACGUGUGGCAUAUGUUACAAAGAUCAGAACCCCACUUCUACUUCGGAGAGUGAAGUGAUGGCUGCGUCAUCGUCUGGGGGUAUCAGUGGAUCUGCGCAUACAGAUAUCACGAAUCCUUACGAGACGGUUCCGUGUGGCUGUAUCUACUGCUUCGUGUGCUUGGUGCAAAAGAUAGAGGGAGAAGAAGGAGAAGGCUGGGUCUGUCUUCGUUGCGGUGAACUCGUUAAGAAAUGCAAGCCAUGGAAUGGUGAUGUCCUUGAAGAAGCCCGUCCGCAGGCGAGUACGGGAAAGGUGGUUGGAUUUGCAGUUGACGGAGAAGCCGACGAGACUGAACCAGAGAAGGUAACAGAUGAAACGGUUGGCAAGUCGAGCCCAUUGGAAGAGCUGAGCUCGGAUGAAGCGUUGCAACACUCCAGCCAGUGGUCUACCGUCGACAAAGAGUCCGAUGGACCGCCAGACGAGGAGCACGAUUCGACGGAAGCAGAUACGGUUUAA